This is a messenger RNA of Oryza brachyantha (malo sina), 3469 nucleotides long. Its product is annotated as probable starch synthase 4, chloroplastic/amyloplastic. The coding region runs from base 1 to 2919 and encodes 972 amino acids. The transcript is spliced from 16 exons. Lineage: Eukaryota; Viridiplantae; Streptophyta; Magnoliopsida; Poales; Poaceae. Gene Ontology annotation, molecular function: alpha-1,4-glucan glucosyltransferase (UDP-glucose donor) activity. The record is from RefSeq and is a predicted model, not a curated record.
AUGGCGGCUUGCGGCGCCGCGGCGGCGGCGGACUACUCGGCUCUCCUGCCACUCCGCUGUGGGCCUGGCACUCGCCGCCGUUUCGCCGUCUCCUGCCGCGCUCGACCCGGUAACCUCAGUACUCAGCAGAAGAAGAAGCGAGGGAAAAAUAUUGCCCCAAAACAGCUCUCUUCAAAUACGAAGCUCCUGCUUACUACUGAGGAAAACGGACAACUUCCAAAUACCAGUCUAAGGACUUCAAUGCAAUCUCAUCAGAAGAGUACAUCCAGUGAGGACGACACCACUGGGGCUAUUGGCCAGAGAGAUGAAAAAUUUGCAGACAUUGGUAAUGAACAGCAAGAGAGAUCCAAGGAUAAACAUUUUGAAUCAGGCGUUCAACUUGAAGAUUUGGGGGAAAUGAUACAAAACAUGGAAAAGAAUAUUUUGCUCCUAAAUCAAGCUCAUCUUCAAGCAAUUGAAGAUGUUGGCAGAAUUCUUACUGAGAAGGAAGCUUUGCAGAAAAAGGUUAACAUUCUAGAGAUGAAGUUGUCAAAAACACUUGCAGCCGAAGGGGACAUAAAUACAGAUGUCCUUGGUAACCAUUUAGAGAAAUUUACAAUAGAAAUGUUGAUAGAAAGUGCUUUAACUGGAGGCAAUCCAGUGCACCUGCGUGAGUCUCCACUUUAUAUGGAGCUGACUGUUCUAAAAGAAGAGAAUAUGCUACUUAAGGCUGAUGCACAAUUUCUUAAAGCAAAGAUUAUUGAGCUUGCUCAAGCAGAGGAGUUCUUAUUCAAAUUGGAAAAAGAACGGUCGCUAUUAGAUGCUUCAAUUAGGGAGCAUGAAUCUAGAUUUCUGGUUGCUCAAACUGAUAUUUGGAAAGUUGCCCCUCUGCAAUAUGAUGUUUGGAUGGAGAAAGUAGAGAAUCUGCAACACAUUCUUGGAUGUUUGACAAAUGAUGUAAAUAAGUAUGUUGCGUUGUUGGAUCAGCAUGAUGAUCUGCAGGACAAGAUCGACGAGCUAGAAGCAUCAGUAAGAGAAGGGAGAACAUCUGAGUUUUCUCCUUAUGUUGUUGAACUUCUGCAACAGAAGUUGAAAGCAGCAAAAAGCCAUCGCCAAGAAGGCCAUCAAGAAACAAACUCUCACAUUCAAGUGUAUCAGCAGCUAAUUGAGGAAUUUCAAGAGAACCUUGGGAAACUAAUGGAGGAAAGUGGCAGACUGGAGUAUUCUGCGAAUGGUAUGCCAUCAGAGUUUUGGAGUCACAUCCUGCUCAUGAUUGAUGGUUGGUUCCUUGAGCGGAAAAUAUCAAACACUGAUGCGAAUAUGCUGAGAGAAAUGACAUGGAAGAGAGAUGAUCGUAUCUGUGAAGCCUACUUUGCUUGCAGUGGUGCAAAAGAGGGUGAUGUUAUGGAAGGAUUCCUAAAGCUAACAUUAUCAGGAAACAGUUCUGCUUUGCACAUUGUCCAUAUAGCAGCAGAGAUGGCUCCUGUGGCAAAGGUUGGUGGUCUGGCAGAUGUAGUUGCUGGUCUUGGCAAGGCACUUCAGACCAACGGGCAUUUAGUAGAGAUUAUUCUUCCCAAAUAUGACUGCAUGCAACUUGACCAGAUCACUAAUCUUAAGGUUUUAGAUGUUGUCAUACAAUCCUAUUUUGAUGGUAAUCUGUUCAGCAACAACGUUUGGACGGGAACUGUUGAAGGUCUUCCAGUCUAUUUUAUUGAGCCACAGCAUCCUUCAAAAUUCUUCUGGAGGGCCCAAUACUAUGGAGAACAUGAUGAUUUUAAACGUUAUUCAUACUUUAGCCGUGCAGCAUUGGAGUUACUUUAUCAAUCUGGGAAGAAAAUCGAUAUAAUCCACUGCCAUGACUGGCAGACUGCAUUUGUUGCACCUCUAUAUUGGGAUAUAUAUGCAACUCGAGGCUUCAGCUCAGCUAGAAUCUGUUUCACUUGCCACAACUUUGAAUACCAAGGUACAGCACCUGCUCCUGAUUUAUCAUAUUGUGGCCUUGAUGUUGAGAAGUUGGAUAGACCAGACAGGAUGCAAGACAAUGCACAUGGAAGAAUAAACGUCGCCAAGGGUGGAAUUGUUUAUUCCAAUAUUGUUACAACUGUAUCACCAACAUAUGCUUUAGAGGUGCGCUCAGAGGGUGGUCAUGGGCUCCAAGAUACGCUUAAAACGCAUUCCAGGAAAUUUGUGGGGAUACUUAACGGGAUUGACACGGAAACAUGGAACCCUUCCACAGACAGAUUUCUUGCUGUGCAAUACAGUGCUACUGAUCUUCAGGGUAAAGCAGCAAACAAAGCAUUUCUUAGGAAGCAGCUAGGGCUGUAUUCCGAGGAUGCCCCUCAACCACUGGUAGGCUGCAUUACAAGGCUAGUUCCUCAGAAGGGUCUACAUCUUAUAAGGCAUGCAAUAUACAAAACAGCUGAGUUAGGAGGACAGUUUGUGCUCCUGGGUUCAAGUCCAGUCCCACAUAUUCAGAGGGAAUUUGAGGGUGUUGCGGACCAGUUCCAGAAUAAUAACAAUAUUAGGUUAAUUCUGAAAUAUGAUGAAGCUUUGUCACAUUGUAUUUAUGCGGCAUCUGACAUGUUUAUCAUUCCAUCAAUGUUUGAGCCUUGUGGCCUUACUCAGAUGAUAGCUAUGAGAUAUGGUUCUGUGCCAAUUGUUCGAAAAACUGGUGGAUUGAGUGACAGUGUUUUUGAUUUCGACGAUGAGACUCUACCUGCGGAGUUGCGGAAUGGCUUUACAUUUGCUAGGACUGAUGAGCAGGAUCUAACCAGUUGCUUGGAAAGGGCAUUCAGGUACUACAGUAGAAAACCCAUGGUCUGGAAACAGUUAGUGCAGAAGGAUAUGCAGAUCGAUUUCAGCUGGGUUUCUCCAGCUUCACAGUAUGAAAAUCUUUAUCACAGUGCUGUUGCUCAGGCAAGGGGAGUGGCUCAAACAUAAAACAUUUUUCGUGAUGGCAUUGCGAGCUCAAAUUCUCCCAAGCGCAGAGAUGCGAUUAUCGGUUUCAUCAACUCCAAGCUACGCUGCAGAAGUAUUGUUCUUCUCGCACUCGCCGAUUCACGCAUCGUGAUCCUUGAUCUCGCCAUCCCAAAAGAACCGACAAAGAGAAAGAACAGUCUUACAGUUGAUCAAGGUAUUGCAUUUCGCAGUCAUUGCACGGAACUAGUUCUGGGUUUAAUGGAGACGAUCAGAUGAGUAAUCAUGAUCUAUAUUCGCCCCCCCCCCCCCCCCCCCGGGCGCUGUAAAAUUUCCCUAGCCGUUCAGUUUUUGUGGGGAUGCAACAUGCAAGCAAGAAAACUGGAUCUGUGCACCGCAUGGUAGCAUUCGCACAAAUGAGAUAUGAUUUGUUCAGAUCAAUAUUUGGGCAAUGCUACUGUUUUCGAUAGAUCUCCGUGUUCUGUUAUAAUGCUAUAAAAUCGUUCAUCUGAGAUUGGUAGAUUGGUGUCUUGUUUUGUUGAUGGAUUUUCAUCCCGAAGUUAUAUAUCCACUC